Molecule: messenger RNA, 465 nt
Organism: Aspergillus terreus NIH2624
Lineage: Eukaryota; Fungi; Ascomycota; Eurotiomycetes; Eurotiales; Aspergillaceae
Product: ubiquitin-40S ribosomal protein S31 fusion protein
Exons: 3
Coding region: 1-465 (154 amino acids)
Biological process (GO): protein ubiquitination; modification-dependent protein catabolic process; translation
Cellular component (GO): cytoplasm; nucleus; ribosome
Molecular function (GO): ubiquitin protein ligase binding; protein tag activity; structural constituent of ribosome
Source: RefSeq, a predicted model, not a curated record
AUGCAGAUCUUCGUCAAGACCCUGACGGGUAAGACUAUCACCCUUGAGGUGGAGUCCUCCGACACCAUCGACAAUGUCAAGUCCAAGAUCCAGGACAAGGAGGGAAUCCCCCCGGACCAGCAGCGUCUGAUCUUCGCCGGCAAGCAGCUCGAGGACGGCCGUACUCUUUCGGACUACAACAUCCAGAAGGAGUCCACCCUGCACCUCGUGCUCCGCCUGCGUGGUGGUGGUAAGAAGCGCAAGAAGAAGGUCUACACCACCCCCAAGAAGAUCAAGCACAAGCGCAAGAAGACCAAGCUUGCCGUCCUCAAGUACUACAAGGUGGACGGCGAUGGCAAGAUCGAGCGUCUGCGCCGCGAGUGCCCCUCUCCCGAGUGCGGUGCCGGUAUCUUCAUGGCUGCUAUGCACAACCGCCAGUACUGCGGCAAGUGCCACCUCACCUACGUCUUCGACGAGUCCAAGUAA